GAAUUUGAAUUUGAAUUUGAAUUUGAAUUUAAAGAAUUAAAGAAAGAUGGUGUUUGCGGGAGAAGGCGGCGGCGGCAGCAGCAGCGGCGGUAGGAGGAUGGCGUUUUGGUGGGGGUUCGCGGUGGGGGUGGUGCGGGGGCGGUGGUUCAUGGUGUUCGCGUCGCUGCUGAUCAUGGCGGCGUCGGGGGCGACGUACAUAUUCGGGAUAUACUCCAAGGACCUGAAGGCGGCGCUCGGCUACGACCAGCAGACGCUGAACACGCUGAGCUUCUUCAAGGACGUGGGGGCCAACGUCGGCGUGCUGUCCGGCCUCAUCAACGAGGUCACGCCGCCGUGGGUCGUGCUCGCCAUCGGCGCCGGCAUGAACCUCUUCGGCUACCUCAUGAUCUACCUCGCCAUCACCGGCCGCACCGCCCCGCCCAGCGUCGCCCUCAUGUGCUUCUACAUCUUCAUCGGCGCCAACUCGCAGGCGUUCGCUAACACGGGGGCGCUGGUGACGUGCGUGAAGAACUUCCCGGAGAGCCGCGGCGUGGUGCUCGGCCUCCUGAAGGGCUUCGUCGGGCUCAGCGGCGCCAUCUUCACGCAGCUGUACUACGCCAUCUACGGUGGCGAGGACUCCAAGUCCCUCGUCCUCCUCAUCGCCUGGCUCCCGGCCGUCAUCUCCAUCCUCUUCGUCCACACCAUCCGCAUCAUCCCCUACCCGCGCGGCCGCCAUGCCGCCGAGACCACCUCCCCCUUCUACUGCUUCCUCUACAUCUCCAUCGCCCUCGCCACCUACCUCAUGGUCGUCAUCGUCGUCGAGAACCAGGUCGCGUUCUCGCACGCCGAGUACAGCGUCGGCGCCGCCGUCCUCGUCGUCCUCCUCUUCCUCCCCCUCGCCGUCGUCGUAAAGCAGGAGGUCAGGAGCUCCAAGCAAGAAGACGGCGUCGAUCGUUCAUCCUCCUCUAAUCCUCCGAACGGUCCCCCGCUGACCAGCAUCGCGAUCGUCGAGAAGACGUCUGCGGAGGAGGAGGAGGAGCCACGAAAGCGGUCGUGCGUCACGAACAUGUUCAGCCCUCCGGCGAGGGGCGACGACUACUCGAUCCUGCAGGCACUGGUGAGCGUGGACAUGAUCGUGCUGUUCGUGGCGACGAUAUGCGGGGUGGGCGGCACGCUGACGGCGAUCGACAACAUGGGCCAGAUCGGGCAGUCGCUCGGCUACCCGACGAGGAGCAUCAACACCUUCGUCUCGCUGGUGAGCAUCUGGAACUACGCGGGCCGCGUCGCCGCCGGGUUCGCGUCCGAGUUCCUCCUCGCCAAGUACAAGUUCCCGCGCCCGCUCGUGCUCACCUUCGUGCUCCUGCUCGCCUGCGUCGGCCACCUCCUCAUCGCCUUCGGCGUGCCGCAGUCGCUCUACGCCGCCUCCAUCAUCAUCGGCUUCUGCUUCGGCGCGCAGUGGCCGCUGCUCUUCGCCAUCAUCUCGGAGGUGUUCGGCCUCAAAUACUACUCGACGCUCUACAACUUCGGCUCCGUCGCGAGCCCGAUCGGGUCGUACAUACUCAACGUGAGGAUCACCGGGCACUUGUACGACCGCGAGGCCGCGAAGGAGAGCGACGGGCUCGCCGGAGUGGUCGGCAAGGACACGACGUGCAUGGGAGUGCACUGCUUCAAGCUCUCGUUCAUUAUAAUAAGCGCCGUGACCGUGGUGGGGGCCUUGGUCUCGUUGAUACUGGUGUGGAGGACAAGGAAGUUUUAUAAGAGGGAUAUAUAUGCUAAAUUCAGAGACUCUCCUCCUACUGUGGAUAUUGUGGAGAAUAAUAGUAAUAGCAAUGGGGUGGUGGGGGAGAGUGUUAAUGGAGUGGAGGAGAAGUGUGUUGCAGAGAAUAAUGGAGUGAAUGGGGUGAGGUUAAUAAGAGAAUAGGUUUGUUUGUUUUUAAUUUCAAAAAAGAAGAGAUUUGUAAUUGUAUAAGCUAGCCAAAAAACUCAUAUUUAUUUAGUGUGUGAAAGAUGAUAUAUAAAAGAAUAUUUCGAGCUUCUUUUUCAUUAAA
This is a messenger RNA of Ananas comosus (pineapple), 2027 nucleotides long. RefSeq names its product protein NUCLEAR FUSION DEFECTIVE 4-like. The record is from RefSeq and is a predicted model, not a curated record. The coding region runs from base 47 to 1900 and encodes 617 amino acids. NCBI's taxonomy places the organism in Eukaryota, Viridiplantae, Streptophyta, Magnoliopsida, Poales, Bromeliaceae. The transcript has 2 exons. Gene Ontology annotation, cellular component: membrane.